This is a messenger RNA of Drosophila nasuta, 2607 nucleotides long. It is a transcript of the gene PolI, whose product is annotated as DNA polymerase iota. NCBI's taxonomy places the organism in Eukaryota, Metazoa, Arthropoda, Insecta, Diptera, Drosophilidae. Gene Ontology annotation, molecular function: DNA-directed DNA polymerase activity; damaged DNA binding. The transcript is spliced from 3 exons. Bases 225 to 2474 code for a protein of 749 amino acids. Gene Ontology annotation, biological process: translesion synthesis. The record is from RefSeq and is a predicted model, not a curated record.
UAAAUUAUUUGCCGGUGCACUGUACAUCACCUUUCGCAUUCAUAUGUGUACGUGUGUGUGUUUGAUUAGAAAGUCGGCAACAGUCGGUGGUUCGUUCGUGGGCGUGUGAGAAACACAGGAGACGCAAGAAAAAUUUCUCAUUGUUCGUUGCGGGCAAACCCAGCGCGCUAAAAAAACCAUAAUAUAAUUAUUACUCACGCAGACAACUGCACAAGGCGCCCAACAUGGAUUUCGCUAGCGUGCUUAACAAAAGCGAACCACAUCAGCGCACCAUCAUACACCUGGACAUGGACUACUUCUAUGCCCAGGUGGAGGAAAUACGCGAUCCUUCUUUGCGCAAUCGUCCAUUGGCUGUGCUGCAGAAGAACAUUGUGGUGACCUGCAACUAUAUAGCCCGAUCUCAGGGCGUCACCAAGCUAAUGCUGGUGGCAGAUGCCGAACGUCUGUGCAAGGAUCUGGUUAAAGUAAAUGGCGAAGAUCUGGCACCUUAUCGCUUAAUGUCACAGAAAAUCUUCGAUCUACUGCUCAACUACACCCCCGACGUGGAGAAACUGGGAUUUGAUGAGAACUACAUGGAUGUCACGGCCCUUGUGGAUUUACGGCAAGCUCACGUAGCCGAAGCACAACGUAAACCCGCCAUUGGACACAUUUAUCCAGCGGAUGGAACCCCGCUAACUGCCUGUAGUUGUGGCUGUGCUCAACGCUUGGCGAUUGGAACGCGCAUUGCGCAGGAGAUACGCGACGAGCUCCAUUUGCGGCUGGGCAUCACGUGUUGUGCUGGGAUUGCCUACAACAAGCUGCUGGCCAAGCUGGUGGGCAGUCGGAACAAGCCAAAUCAACAGACGGUGCUCGUUUCCACGUAUACGGAACAGUUUAUGCGCGAACUCAAUGAUUUACAUAGCGUCACGGGCAUUGGUCAGAAGACACAGUCGCUGCUGUUGGAGGCGGGCGUAUCGAGUGUGGAGCAGCUGCAGCAGUGUGACAUGGAAUUCAUGCGAAAGAAAUUUGGGUUUGAGACUGCUACCAAACUGAGGGAUUUGGCAUUGGGUCGUGAUGCGAGCACAGUGCGUGCUACGGGAAAACCCAAAACGAUUAGUGUGGAGGAUUCGUGUAAGACGAUUUCCGUCCAUACAGAUGUCACGGAUAAGUUUCGCUUGUUGCUCAAGCGUCUUAUGGAGCAGGUAGCCGAAGACGGGCGCAUUCCCAUUGCAAUUAAGGUGGUGCUACGCAAAUUCGAUUCUCAGAAAAAGAGCAGCCAUCGGGAGACAAAGCAGGCCAACAUUCUACCCUCUCUUUUCAAGACAUCCGUUUGCGCCGGCGAAACGGGCGUAUGCAAAGUGCAGCUGGCUGAUGGCGCGUUGGACAAAUUGCUUAAGAUUAUUAUGCGUCUGUUCGAACGCAUUGUGGAUCUGAGCAAACCUUUUAACAUUACGCUAAUCGGCUUGGCCUUCUCCAAGUUCCAGGAGCGUAAAGUUGGCUCGUCAUCCAUUGCCAACUUUCUGAUCAAAAAAGCCGAUCUCGAGGUGCAAUCGAUCACCUCGCUAACGAACACGAGUCUCAACUCCACUACUUCCCCCACAACAGAAGGCAGUCCGACCGCGCUGAGCGGAGACGAAGCCGCCUUUCGCUCCUCACCCACCACAUUCAAGCCAAGUGAUCAGUUCUACAGACGCCGUGCGACGACAGCGUCGCCGGUACCUAUGUUGACAGACAAUGGCUCCGAAUCGGGCGCCACUAAUUCGGACUUCAGUGACUUCUCCGAAACGGAAGUGGAGCCGUCGCCCAAAAAGAGCCGCAUUGGCCGCGUGCUCGUGUCGAAGCGCAGCCGAUUGGCAGUGGAUGUAGCCGAUGCGGCUGCAGAUGUCGCUUCGCCGAGUAAGCUGCGUGUCUGUGAUCUGCGUCUUAACUCUCGCGACAGUGAAAAAGACUUUCCCAUGAGUCCCAUUGCUGCCUGCACACCGUCCACAUCUGCAGCAGCGGCCGCGCCACGAUUUCGAACCAUUCAACCGCCCAACACGCUGCUGAAUCGCAUCGAUGGCAGCCUACGUUUUCUGCCCGCACGCACCACGAGUCGAAUAAGCUCGAAUGCCAGUUCCACGGCCUCAUCGCCGUUGCCCUCGCCAAUGGAUGAUUCGGUCAGUGCACCAACAACGCCUACAAUUGCGCCUGCGUUGCAAGUUGCGGCACCAGCGCCAAGUGCCAUCACGGAGACGGCCACAACGGGGGAUUCACUCGCUCACAUCGCUUGUCCCGCCGGCGUGGAUGCGCAGGUCUUCAAAGAAUUGCCUGUGGAGCUACAGAACGAAUUGAUCGCUUCGUGGCGCAGUUCGCUCGUGGUGGCAGCUGCUGCCAGCGCUGUGGAGCAGGCAACAACGAGCAGCGGUAACGCAAGCAACGCCACCAGCAACGGCGGUGGUGGCGCAGGCGGCACACAGAAAAAUACGCUAUAUCGAUAUUUCCUAAGGAACAAGUGAUGGGAGUGAAACGCUUUGCGUCCAACGUGUAGCUCUGCCUAAUCUUAAGAUUCAAAGUAUAUGUUAAACUAUAUUUAUAUAUUGAGUAAUCCAAGAGACAUAUAUUUUUGAAGGUUUGUGGUAUUAGCUUGUA